AUGUCUAUUAGCGAUAAAGUUAAUGAAGCAUUUUGUUGGUUGAAAGAAGAAUUUGAUGAAAUAAUUAAUGACAUUGAAUUUGAAAAGAGAGAAACAAAUUUAAAUGAAAUUUAUAUGAAACUAAAUAAUAAAUUAAAGAGUAUUAAUAGUAUUAAUAGUUUAGAUGACAAUAAAAAGGAGUAUGUUGAAAUUAUGAAUAUAACGAACUGGAAUAAUUUAAAUUAUUGUUUAUUUCAUUAUGUUAAUAUUUAUAAUAAAAUUCAUGAAAAGUUAUUUAUUGAAGAAGAUGAUUUUUACUAUAAUUUUGAUGAAGAAAAUUUUUAUGUAAGAAAAAAGUUUUUAGUCAAUUUAGCUUUUCAUCCAUUAAUUUAUACAAUUGAUGUAGCAUACUUUAAUUUUUUGUUUUCUUUUAUUUCUGAAAUAGAAAAUAAUAAUGAUGAUAAUAAUAAUAACAUUAGAUCUUUAAAUAAAUUAGAAGAUAUGCCUAAUGAAUUAAUUUCAAAGAAAAAUAAAAAAAAAUCAAAAAUAGUUUAUAUUUACAACGAUGAUUUAAAAUUUAAGCAAAAUUUUAUAAUAAAUAAUCAAUCUUACUCUGUUUUAAGUAAAAAAUAUCCCAUAAAUUUUGAAAUAAAUAAAUAUUUAGAAAAUUCAGAAACAUUAUAUAACUUUGAUUCAAAAAAAGACAGUGAUCAUGAAAAUACAGAAGAUGAAAAUAUAGAAGAAAAAGAAGAAAAAAAAAAAAAAAAACCUGAAUUAAAUAACAAAGAGAUAAACUUAUAUAAUAAUAAUAUAAACAAAGAGGUAGAUGUAGGCAGUAUUAAAAAAAAUAAUGAUAACAAUAGAAAUAAGGAUUACACAAAUUUAAAUAAAUCUCAUAAUUUUUCUUUAGAAAAUAAAGUGUAUAUGAUUGAUAAAAGUAUUAAUAAAAAAAUAAAAGUAUAUAAUGGGGAUAUAACUACAAUUAAUAGUCAAGCUAUUGUAUUAUUUGCAAAUAACAAUUAUAAGUUCUCAAAAGAUAUAUGUGAAAACUUAUUUUCUUCAGAUUUAAUGAAAUUAGAAGAAGAAGAUAAAUAUGAAAUAAAAAAUAAAAAAAGUGGUGAAGUAUAUUUAACAAAUAGUUAUGAUAAUAUACAUAAAUAUAUAUUACACGUAAUGUUACCAAAAUAUAAUAGUAAAUUUAUUCUAGCAACUCAUAAUACAAUGAAUUUAUGUGUACAAGAAAUAUUAUAUACAUGUUAUGAAAAAAAAAUUGAGUCAUUAUCUAUUCCAAUAGUAUCUUUUAACUUAUUUUUUCCUAUAAAUAUUUUCUUAAUAACAUUAUUAAAAAGUAUUCGUUCUCUUAUUAUAUUACCACAGUUCUAUAACACUAUAAAAACUAUUUUGUUUGUUACAAGUUCUAAUGAUAUUUACUUCCUUUUAUUAAAAUAUCUCUCUAUUUUUUUUCCUCGAUGUGAUCAGGAAAAAUUCUUGUCUACUAAUAUAGCAAUUUUAGGAAAUAAAUUGGGCUCUAUUGAUGUAGAAAAUAGAAGCAUAAGAAUUUUCAAAAGUUUGAGAAGCAUUAGAAAAGCGAAAAGAAAGAAAAAAAAAAAAUUAGAUAAGAUAAAUGAAGAUAAUUCACAUUAUGACAAUAUAAUAAAAAAUAAAUCAAACUUAAAUAGUAAAGAACUAAAUUUUGUUGAAACAAAAUCAUCUGAAGAAAACAAUUUCUCAUCAUCCAAUUAUGUUUCAUCAAAUAAAUCAUUAACUACUGAAAAUUCUUUUUAUUCAUCAUCUUACUAUUCUUCUUCAUCAGAAAUAUUCAAAGAAGCAGAUGCUGAAUUUUUAAAUUUAAAAACAGAAAAUGAAAGUUAUAAAAAUUUUUUUAAUUUAAAUCAAGUAAAUAAAAAUGAAGAUAUGAAUUUAGAAUAUUGUCUAAGAUUAAGUUAUAUGUAUGACAAAAAGGAAAAAUUUAAAGAAUUGAAAAAUACUUAUUUUAUUUAUGAAUAUGGAUUUGAUGAAUUAGGUAGAAACACAAUAGUUAUAAACUUUUUUAACUUCCCAUUAGUAUAUAAUUACAAUUUAUUAUUCUUUUAUUUAAUAUUUUUUUUUAAUAAUUUUAUGAAAAAUCAUUUUGUGCUAUUAUUUAUCUUUUCUGAAAAUAUAUCAUCGAAUAUAACAAAUGUUUUAUCAUUAUUUAAAGAUAUCUUUCAACUAAUUCAAGAAUUUUUAAAAAAUCUUAAAAUUAUUUACUUUUUUAAUUAUUCUCUCAUGUUUAAAUUUUUUAUAUAUGUUCUCUAUCCCUUUAUACCAUCCAAUAUUUAUCAAAAUAUUAUAUAUAUAAAUGAUACAAUAGAAUUAUCAAAGUAUUUUGAUAUUAAAAAAGCCUUGAGAAAAACUUAA
Molecule: messenger RNA, 2379 nt
Organism: Plasmodium gallinaceum
Lineage: Eukaryota; Apicomplexa; Aconoidasida; Haemosporida; Plasmodiidae
Product: conserved Plasmodium protein, unknown function
Exons: 2
Coding region: 1-2379 (792 amino acids)
Source: RefSeq, a predicted model, not a curated record